This is a messenger RNA of Cyanidioschyzon merolae strain 10D, 1854 nucleotides long. RefSeq names its product pyruvate kinase. Gene Ontology annotation, biological process: glycolytic process. Bases 1 to 1854 code for a protein of 617 amino acids. Gene Ontology annotation, molecular function: magnesium ion binding; potassium ion binding; pyruvate kinase activity. The record is from RefSeq and is a predicted model, not a curated record. Gene Ontology annotation, cellular component: cytoplasm. The transcript has a single exon. Lineage: Eukaryota; Rhodophyta; Bangiophyceae; Cyanidiales; Cyanidiaceae.
AUGCUUGGAUUUUUGCUUCAAUUUCCGAGAGCUUCUUCGAGGGACCAGCCAUGGUCAGGGAAGACACGGUGGCUGGAGCGACGAGUGGCACAUUCUAGCGGAGGACGUUCGAAAACGCUGCAGUCCUCGAGGGGUGGCCUCGGACGCUCUAGUAAGAAGCGCUGGGCCCUGAGCGGUACCCUGGCGGAUGCCAGUGGCCGUCCGAUCUCUGCAGGCCAGGGGGAAAUGCACAAUGGGGAGACGACGCUGGGACCCUCGGGAUCCGCGGCACCUACGACAACGACAGCAGCAGUUGUUGACGCUGCGAUCGGCGGCGGCCAGAACAGGUUGCCUCGGGAGCGACCCGUUUCUGUAGCCGUCGCGGGUAGGAAUCAGCUGUCGUCCCAACGCUGGUCAAAGAUAGUCUGCACGAUCGGGCCAAAAACUUGCUCGUUGGAGGCUAUCUAUCAACUUGCGGAGCAUGGCAUGAACAUAGCCCGACUCAAUAUGUCGCACGGCAGCCAUGAAUGGCAUCACAACGUCAUCGAGAAAAUUCGCGCUGUGAACAAGUCGGGAAAAUACAAUAUUGGCAUCCUACUGGAUACGAAAGGACCAGAAGUGCGUUCAGGUGACCUGAAGGCACCGAUCAAGGUCGCUCGAGGCCAACGCUUCAUCUGGACGGUGCGGCGCGAUAUACCACCGGAACAGCUCGCAUCUGAUUUUCCGUACAUUACGGAUGUAUCCUAUGAUGACUUUAUCAACGAUGUGAACGUGGGCGACAUCCUCCUCGUCGACGGUGGCAUCUGCUCUUUCGUCAUUGUGGAAAAGCGUGGACUUGAUGUCAUUUCAGAGUGCCUCGACGAAGGAGUGCUAACAAGUCGUCGGCACCUCAACGUUCGCGGCAAGUCGGCGUCUUUGCCGGCAUUAACAGAAAAGGAUUGGGAUGACAUUCGUUUUGGCGUCGAGAGAAACGUUGAUUUCUAUGCUCUAUCGUUCGUGAAGCAUGAGGACGAUAUCAUUCAGCUUCAGGAAUACUUGAGGGAGCACGCCCCCGGGCAAACACCUCUGGUUUUGGCAAAGAUCGAAUCUGCGCAGGCGAUCCCACGGCUGCGACAAAUCCUCGAAGCUGCCGAUGGAGCUAUGGUGGCUCGUGGUGACUUGGGCGCUGAAAUUCCCGUCGAGGAAGUGCCCAUAGUGCAGGAAGAAAUUGUCUACCUUAACCGGGCAAUGCACAAACCAACCAUUGUGGCCACACACAUGCUUGAAUCCAUGAUUGUAUACCCGACACCAACGCGUGCAGAGGUUACGGACAUUACGGAAGCGAUUCGACAAGGCUCAGACGCAACGAUGCUCAGCGGUGAGACUGCGAAUGGCUCGUAUCCGCUCGAGGCGCUCACGGUCAUGGAUACUGUAGCAAAGAGCGUGUUUCAUCAGGAGCAGGAAGGCCUCUUGUGUGCGGCGCUUUCACCAGUUGAGCGCAGCACAGGCGCCACGCUGGAAAGGGACUUGCUCUCGGAUCCAAUGGUCAGCAUGACAGAGGCUGCUGCGAGCCUUGCAACCGGCGUUGACGCUGCAUGCAUUAUUGUGUUCACCAAAAGCGGGCGUGUAGCGAGCCUCGUCUCAUCAGCGAGGUCGCGCUGCCCCAUCUACGCGUUUACGCCCAGCGAAAGCACCGCCCGCAAGCUCACUUUAUUUUGGGGCGUGACUGCUUUCAGCCUCGAGUUUUGUCCGGAUCCAGAGGUAACAGUACAUCGGUCUUUGGAGGAGCUGACCCGGCGCGGUCUGAUCCGCAAAAAUGAACUUGCAGUCAUCGUUAGUGAUCUGCUUGUACGCGAUGAUUUCAGCGUCGACAGCAUCCAAGUGCGCCGUGCCUAG